UUAUACCAUAUUUUUUGUAUCAAUAUUUUUUCUGUGUCUAAUUAUAUCUCUGGCCAAAUAAUACAGCUAAUCUUUUUUUUUACAAAGGUGCCAUUUAUUCACGCAUUUACUCAUGCAGGUGACUUCAGAUGAAAUCAUCUUUCCUAUCAGGACUCAAUCUACAAUGAUGGCAGGGCUUCGAGGGGGGAAGGAAGACUUUGCAAGCGCCAGUCCCCUCCCCUUCUCCUCCUCCUCCCUCCCGGACCCUGGCAGGUACAGGCGCUCUUCUCUGGCUCCCUCUGCAGCCACUGAGGGUGUGAGCAGCAGAGGCAACCAGACCUUCAAUGGCGCCCUGCGCAGGUCAUCAAUGAAUAUGUCAUUCAACAACCCUUAUCGCAAAUCAUCGCUGGUCAAAGCAAGCUUCAUGGGAAACAGGAGCAACCUUAACGUGUCCUUCCAAUUGGCGGACGACAUAGCACAGCGAAAGAUCAAUACCAUCGUGAGCAAGUUCGAACAACAACAACAACAGCAGCCGAAGUCCUACUCAGACACCACGACAACAGCCACCAUUAGCACAAUGAGAAGCAAAAGUGCUUUUUCCUCUGCUCCAAUCCCAACUUCACACCCCCACAGUCAACGCAAUGAGUCGAAGGCUCCGAUCACUGUCGGAGGAGGAUCAGAAGCAGUGGACGGGACUCAUCUUGAUAAUGUCAGCGAGAAAAAAGACAUGACGACAACAGCUAUUGAUAUGGACAACAUUGAGUACGAGGUGCGAAAAACGACAGAGCUGAUCAGAGAGAUGACUGUCAAGUUGGCCGAAAGAGACAAGAUGCAGGAGCAGGCAGAGGAGCAGAAGAAAGCAGUGAAACAGUUCACAGACCAGAAACGAGACAGAUACUUUGAAGCUGCCAAUGACAACGUGCAAUUGGUUGAAUGCCUCAAGUCAAAAAACGAAAAGUGUUCUAAGCUGGCGCAUAAGAUUGAACAAACUACGCAGGAGUUGGAGGAAACCAGAUACUCCAUCAGUAGGCUGAGUGUGGCGGACAAUGACCUCUGUGCCCUGAAGAACACACACGUGAGACUGCACAACACUCUCAACAGACAGAGGAGACUGAUGGAUGACGUCACUGCAGACUCCAGUCGCCAGAUGAACAAACCAGUGCAUGGUGGAGCAGACUUUGCCAGUCAGAUGCAGUUGAGAGCUGAGCGGGAUUCGAACUCCCAUCUCGACGCAGUUUUGUACAAACUGGAAAGGGAAAACAUGUUUCUUCAAAGACAAAUUGGCCAAUUGAAAAGUAUUCCGAAAGCAAAAAGAGUUUCUAAUAGGUCGUCUGCGACAUUUGGCAGCAAUACUAGGCCCAGGAAGACAUCGGCUGCCGCUUCUCCGAGUGCCACUAGUUCGAGAAAGUCCAGCCAGAGGGCAUCGGAAGUAUCGACAUCAAGCAGAAUCAGCAGCGCCACCUUGAGAUCUGUACCCUUGUAGAACAUUUUAGUUAACAGUUAUGGGAAAAACUUGCCUAGUCAAACACAAAUUCAUCUUGCUCGGAAGCAUAACCGCAUUCUACUGCUACGCGAAAAACUGAAAUUUCCCUAUUGGAACUUCAAAGCUUGAUUUGAUUAAGAGUUGCAUCUUUCUCUUACUCGCUCGUUUGUUUUUUUGUUCCGACCAUUGAAAAUGGGGAGGAACUUUGUAUUCGGGUGCGUUUUAGUUUUUUUUCUUUUUGUUUUCUAUGCAAAACUAGGUACCACAAA
Molecule: messenger RNA, 1731 nt
Organism: Symsagittifera roscoffensis
Lineage: Eukaryota; Metazoa; Xenacoelomorpha; Acoela; Convolutidae
Exons: 7
Coding region: 113-1462 (449 amino acids)
Source: RefSeq, a predicted model, not a curated record